Molecule: messenger RNA, 6309 nt
Organism: Salarias fasciatus (jewelled blenny)
Lineage: Eukaryota; Metazoa; Chordata; Actinopteri; Blenniiformes; Blenniidae
Gene: zc3h4
Product: zinc finger CCCH-type containing 4
Exons: 14
Coding region: 232-4383 (1383 amino acids)
Biological process (GO): negative regulation of DNA-templated transcription
Cellular component (GO): nucleus
Molecular function (GO): RNA binding; metal ion binding
Source: RefSeq, a predicted model, not a curated record
ACGGCCAUUUUAAGUCCAUCAGUCGUCAUUUCACCUCGCUACAGUAGGACGGAGAACGUCAGGACUCAAUUUCAUCAUAUUUCUCUUACAACUGUAGUGGAGAAUUGCCUACUAUGAACUGAACCUCUUCCUCAAACCAAUACUAGUAGAUCCUAGUGAAGUGACGCAUAAGCCAGUAGACUGCUGAGUGUCGAGUUGUAAUUUUUUGCACCUCAAUGUAGCUUGAAGGAAAUGGCUGUGGAAAGCAUGACUGUCCAUCCAAACUCCCCAACUACCAACCACGAACACAACAGUCUCCUGACUGACGAAAGGCCGGAGGAUGGCGAGCUGGAGGAGGGCGAGCUGGAGGACGACGGCGGAGAUGUGGAGGAGGCCGACGCGGGCGGAGGUGCCCCUGCAGCCGCGGGGGGCGGAGGAGCGGCCGGAGACGGGUGCGAGGAUGCGGGCGGCGGAGGUGAAGGCGGAGGAGAGGCGGCGGCGGCGGCGGAGCGGCCCCGCAGGAGCCGAGAGCGCCACGGCAGCAGCGACUCGGACGAGGAGCGAGCGCACCGGCGCAAGAGGAAGCGCAAGAAAGAGCGAGAGAGGGAGCGCGAGAAGAGGAGGGCCAAGAAGAAACGCAAGUCCAAACAUAAACGCCACGCCUCCUCUGACGAUGACCACUCGGACUACAGCGACGACUCCGACUACAGUCCCAGCGAGAAGAGGAAGUACCGGGAGUACAGCCCGCAGUACCCGCCUCCGUCCCACGGCGGGUACGGCGGCUCGAAGAAAGGCGGCUACAUGAAGAUGGACAAGCAGAGCUACGGCGGCUACGACGACUACGAAGAGGACAACUACGAGGGCGAGGAAGACGAGGACAUGGGCGACGAAGACUAUGACGACUUCACCAAGGAGCUCAACCAGUACCGCAAGGCGAAGGAGGGCGGCCGCGGCGGGCGAGGGAUGAGGGGGCGGAUGAAGAUGCUGAGAGGCCGCGGAGGGAUGAGGGGGGGCCGCAGAGGAAGAGGAGGUAGCCGAGGAAGAGGGCGAGGCGGGAAGAUGGGAGGAGACGACGACGGGGACGGUUACGGAGACGAGAUGGAGUACGGCGAGGAGGACUAUGACAACAUGGGGGACGACGACUACGACGACUACUCCAAAGAGCUCAGUCAGUACAAGAAGUCCAAAGAUCGAGGCAGAGGAGGUAAAGGACUCCGCGGCCGAGGCCGGGGCAAAGGGGGGCGAGGGAUGCUCCGAGGAGGGAAGGGCCGGAACCGGGGCCGGGGCAGAGGAGACAUGGGCAUGGACGACGACAACAACGGAGACAUGGACAACGGGGAUGGAGGCGGAGGAGAUGGACACGGACACGGACACGGACAUGGACAUGGGCACGGACAUGGACAUGGACACGGACCAGGGAGGAGGAACCACAACGACAAACAUCAGGACAAGAAAGGAAAAGCCAUCUGCAAGUACUACAUCGAGGGCCGCUGCACCUGGGGGGAUCACUGUAACUUCAGCCAUGACAUCGAGCUGCCAAAGAAAAAAGAGCUGUGCAAGUUCUACAUCACAGGAUACUGCGCCCGAGCCGACCACUGUCCCUACAUGCAUGGCGAGUUUCCCUGUAAACUCUUCCACACCACAGGAAACUGUGUCAACGGCGACGAGUGCAUGUUCUCCCACGAGUCCCUCAACGACGACACUCAGGAGCUGCUCAACAAGAUGCUGGCUGAAGAUGCAGAAGCCGGAGCCGAGGACGAGAAGGAGGUGGAGGAGCUGAAGAAGCAGGGGAUCAACCCCCUCCCCAAACCCCCCCCUGGAGUCGGCCUCCUGCCCACCCCUCCUCGGCCGGUUCCCGUGGACACCUCCGCUCCCCCCGGGGAUUUCUGUGGACCCCCGCCCACCGACUUCGGCGGUCCCCCUGGGCCGAACCAGGGUCCCAUGGCUAACAAACCCCCCCCUGUCCCGGGCCCCGUUCCAGGGCCCAACCCUUGUGUUGGUCCUCCUGUGAUCGGUCCUGAUGGAAGCCCCUUUCAAGGCGCACCCCCGAAUCCCGGAGGACCUCCUCCGCCUCCUCCCCACAUGGGCCCCCCACCUCCUGCUGGGGCGGGAGCGGGAGGACCAGCGGCCGCAGCGGCUGCGGCGGCGGCGGCAGCAGCAGCAGCGGCAGCAGCAGCCUGCCUCGGGAAGAAGAUCCCCUCGUUGUUUGAGAUUAAAGUUCAACCAACGGGACAGCUGGCUCAGAAACUGGCUGUCAGGACUCAGUCUCCCAGCGGGACCCAGGGACAGGCAGCAGCACCACCCCAGGGGGCCCCUGCAGGGGCCCCUCCCCACUUCCCUCCCCCGGCUGGCAUGAUGCCCCCCGACAUGCAGAACAUGGGCCCCGGUGGUCCCCCUGCGAUGGGAGGGUUCCCUCCUGGGGAGGGGCCCCCGCCCGGGUCUCAGCAGGGUGGAGGGAACUUCUUCAACAACUUCUACAGUCAGCAGGAGGGCGGGCCGAUGGAGGGAGUGAUGGAAGAAGGUGAUAACUACCAGGGUUUCUCCGGCGGGGACGAGAGGGGGGCCGCCGGGGCCUUUCAGUCCGGAGGGCAGGAGGGCUCAGCCAACGGCGCCUCGGCCAAUCAGGGAGGGAUCUCAGUACCAGACUUCCUGCCUCCGGCGCAGCGCGUCCUGUUCAUGAGGAUCCAGCAGAAGCAGCAGGAGGAGGAGGAGCGAGCCCGAAGGAUGGCGGAGGGAGGGGCAGAGAAGAGCAAGGAUGCGGAAGGCGACUCGGGGAACUGGUACUCCAGUGAGGACGAAGAUGGCGGCAGCAGUGUGACCUCCAUCCUGAAGACCCUCCGCCAGCAGACGCAAGCUCCUCAGAAGUCCGACGGCCCGCCCGGCAACCCGCGCCUCCAUAAGGCUUCCAACCCCCCCAGUCGGCCCACCGACCCCCGCCUGGCGCGGGACCCCCGCCUGGCCCGCGCCGCCGAGGCGGCCCAGGUCGACCCCGGCCACGCGGCGGCGGCUCCCUCGUCGUCCGGACCGCCCGCGGACCCUCGGCUAGCCAGGCUCACCGCCACCGCCUCGUCGGGAUCCGCCUCCCACUCUCCUCCCGCUCCGAAGCCGGAGCCCCCCCUGGUGUACAAGCCGCCGCCGCUCACGGCCCCCGCGGCGGACGAAGAGGAGACGGAGCGGGUCCUGAGGGACAAGCCGGUGCCCAUCCCCCUGGACCCCCUGAUGGGCAUGGCCCUGAGGGACCCCCGCUCCCAGCUGCAGAAGUUCAGCCACAUCAAGAAGGACAUCGUGCUGCACCUGCCCGCCUUCAUCAAGACCAUCACCUGGUCCCCCGAGGACCUGCUCCCGCUGCCCGUCCCCAAGCAGGACCUGCUCCCCCUGCCGCCGGGCAUCCCCCCCGUGCCGUCCCUGGAAGCCCGUCUGCCCCGCCCCCAGCAGCACUCGCAGCCCGCUCCCUCGUUGGACCCCCCGGCCCCCCCCUCCUCGUCAGGCUCCUCGCUCCCGGACUUCGAGCUGCUGUCUCGGAUCCUGAAAACUGUGAACUCCGGCACGUCCCAGAGCCCGCCUCCCCCUCUCUUAACGCCCGGGGCCGCCGCCCUCCCGGGUCAGCCUCCCCCGAUGCCCCCCGCCCCCUCCGAAAAGCCCAUCGACCCCCGCGUGGCCCGUAAAGCCCCCUCAGACCCCCGCCUCCAGCCCCAGAAGUCGGCGCUGAAGCAGCCGUCGGAGCCUGCGCCGGCCCCCCACUCGUCCACGCCCCCCUCCACCACGUCCGGGUCCUCGCCGCCCGCCACCGCUCCCUACGACCCGCGGCUGCUGUCGGCCGGCGGCGCGGGGCGCGGCGUGGGGGCCGGCGCACCGGGGGGCGCCAGCGUGCUGAGCAACAUCAGCCUGUACGACCCCCGGACUAACAAGCCGGGCAGUCCUGGAGCCGGCUCCAGCAACUCCCCAAACUCCUCCGGCACGGAGUCCAAAGGGGGCGACGCCGCCGCCAGUAAACCCAAAUCCAAGGAGCCGCUGUUCGUGCGGAAGUCUGCGCUCGACCAGCCGGAGCCCGAGAAAAGCGUGGAGCAAGGAAGCGACCGCUACAACAGCUACAACCGGCCCCGGCCCAAACCCGCGCCCUCGCCCAACUCCGCGGCGCAGGGCGGCUCCGCCGCUGCCGCCGGAGGCCCCGGCGCUCCCGGAGCCCCCGCCGCCGCCGACCAGGGCCCCUCGGGCGUCCACAGCCUCCCGGUGUCCUCUCUGUUUGGAGUGGUGAAGCAGGCGGGCAAGCCGGGCGGCGCCGGCAGCCCGUUCGGGGGAAGCAGCCCGGCGCAGCCCGAGCAGACGGCGGCGGAGCAGGACAACGCCUCCCUGAAGGACGUUUUCAAAGGCUUCGACCCCACGGCGUCGCCCUUCUGCCAGUGACCCCGCCCCAGCCCCUCCCCUCCCCUCCCCCGCCCCUCCCCCUCCCCCGCCUGAUGCAUCCAGGUGCUGCCUUGUUUUAGCUUUUUUUUUUUUUUUUUUUUUUUUUGGACACUGAGCUGAUUGGUGAUAAACUGAGUGAACGUAAGACACGGGUUCAACACACACACACACACACACACACACACAGUGUUGCAGAUGCAGAUUCUAUUAAAGACUGAGGGGUUGGGGGAAGGGUUUGAAGUUAAAUCUCUAUUUUAAACAGACAUAUUGACCUAUAAAUAGACGUAUUCUCUUCCUCUCUGCUUGGUGAAAACCGUCAUUCAGACAGCAGCAAACGCAUUUACUGGGAAUGAACCGUUUGAGCUUCUCAUUCCUCGACUCAUUUCUUUUCUAAGCUAAUUUUCACGUGUUCAGAGCAGUGAGCUUUUUUUUUUCCUUCAUUAUUGUUUGAAGGUUCAUCUGAUUGUCCCUUCAUCCCCUGCCGGUGUUUGUGGUUCUGUUUCUCUGGGCGAUUCUUCCUGUUUGCACCGUUCAGGAACAGAUCGCUGCCUUUUUCAUGCACUGCCCUCCUGUUAACGUUCCCUCCCAUUAAAAAGUUUGUUUCUCUGCAGAGAUGUUUGCAAAUAUCUAAAUAUAAAUCUAUAUUCUGCUUGAUUUUUUUUUUUUUUGUUUUUUAAUAUUUAUUUUUCUACUUCUUUGCACUGUUAGCUGGCAUCCUGAAGCUUGUAAUCAUAUUUUUAAUGUGUGUAAAAAAACAAAAACAAAAAAAACUCUUCCAGGUUGUUCAUGAACUGUUUUGUUUCUAUUAUCUGGCACUUUUCCCUGAAACGGGUUCAGAGGGGCUAACCUUUGACCUUUCGGUGAGAAGUCUGUCACCACUUUCUCAGAUCAUUCACACAGAUUUUGCCUUUAAUUGUCAUUGUGUCGGCUUCGGCGGAGGCGGGGCGGCGGCCCCCCCUCCGGCGGCUCAUCGCAGGCAGCUGUUGGUUCACCGGAGCUUCGGUUUGAUUUAAUCCUGAUCAGAAGACGAUCGUUUCACCCACUGACUUCUCACAGCUUUUCUUUUCUCGUGUCUUUAUCUGGUUUCUUUAACAACCUCAGAUCUGUGAGAAAGCCGGGAGUAAUUUGCCGCCUCGACGCGUCGCCGGUACAAAUUUUUACAGACUGACAAUCAGAAAUGACUUUAAAGUUGAGGAGUCGGUUGAGUCUGAGGCGACGAGGCUCCUGCCGCCGCUCACCGGUCCCAACUCAUGUGAAAACAGAACCCGACUCGUCAGUGAAAUUCUCUUUUCCUGCACAAACAAAACCUGAGUUCCAAACAGUGAACACACCUGAAGAUGGGCGUUUUUCUGUCCUCGAGCAGCAGUUUGGACUCGGCGUCUGUGUUUCUGCCCGGCGAACAUUUCAGAUGAGGAGAGGAGCGCUCAGAUUGUACAAACCGCUCUCAGGAUCAUCUCCAGCACCUCUUUGUGUAUAAAUGUUAAUCAUUCUUAAUUUAUUAUUUUUUUUUACAUACUCGGGUGAAUGUUCUGCCUCACGUUUGUUUUUUAAGCUGAAUCAGUUUGCGUGUGGCAGGAACGGAGACGGCGAGGCUCACUUCUUCAUCCGGUGUUUUGUGUUUUGAAGAUUCACUAACAGCUGCAGUCGGCGUGAAACUUAUCUUCUUCGUCUUGUUUUCUACAUUUUUUUUUUUUGUUUUUGUUUGUUUUUUUCUCGCUCUGUAAAUUUGACCGGUGUCCUUCCUUUGGAGGAGUUUUCUAACUGUACACUGUAGCCCAGACUGUAAGUAUUUAAAUAAAGUUGAUACCUGAUCAACCAGGUUAAAAGAAAAAGGAAGUUUUAUUGGUGUGAUUGAAGACUAUUAAAUAACGGCUUCCUGUUUUUAUUAAAAGAAAAUAAAAGUUUUACUCUGCACUUUUUGUGGAA